CAAGCACGUUGUUUCCCGGCGAGCGCCACUCGGUCGCGAGUGGCGCGAAGCCGGACUGUGCGCUACAAGUGUGACGCGUGAGCUGCGGCUGCGCAGCUCCUCCUUGCCAGCCACGCGGCAGCAGCAGCAGUGCCGAGCGGCCGCAGCAACUUAGCGUCCACGAAGCGAGACUCCACGAAGCCGAGGACUGAAGGACAAAUGGCGCUCAAUCAGCUGUCGGCGGUCGCAGUUCGUGCGUCGUCUGCUACCGCCCGUCGCCUGCGCGCCUCGUUUGUGCCCGUGCGUUCCUGCUUCUACAACCCGAGCCGCAAAGGCAGCGAAGACUACGAGCGGCCACAGCCGGACGUCGACUACAGGACGCUGUUCCGGGACGGCUGCAGCGCGCUGAAGGACGACUUGCGCCAGUUUGGCGACGAGCUCGUCGAGACCCUGCGCUGCGACCACGCAAUGUACGACCACGGCGACUGCCAGGUGUUCUGGGACGCCAAAAGCGUCGCCGCCGAGUGGAUGGUGACUGCCGACAGCGACAACAACGAGGGCUUCUCGAGAGCCCAGCUGACCGCAGGCGCUGUCUUCUCGGGCUACCUGGACACCGCCGUGCCCAAGGACGGAAAGGUGGUGCAGACCGGCUACUGCAACAUGCGCUCGCCCCGGGCGCGGCGGCCCUUCAACAUGGGGGCCGCCUACGAUUGGUCGUCCUUCACGCACCUCGAGCUGCGCAUUCGUGGCGACGGGCGCUCGUACAUGAUCAACCUGGGUGCCGACCAGUACUUCGACGUGACGUGGAACGUGAUGUACCACUUCCCGCUGUACACCCGCGGCGGGCCCUACUGGCAGCUGGCGCGCAUACCCUUCUCCAAGUUCUUCGUGAGCAACAAGGGUCGCGUUCAGGACAAGCAAGGGGCCAUCGACCUCACCAACGUCAAGCACAUGGGCAUCACGCUUGCCGACGGCAUUGCGGGCCCUUUCCGGCUCGAAGUGGACUACAUCGGCGGCUACGUGGACGGCUCACACAGCGAGGAGUUUGCCUACGAGAUGUACCGAGUGCCCCUGGGCUAUGGACUCGGCGGCAGCUGAAAUAAAUGGCCUUGCAUGCAGGUGUGUUUGAACAUGUCAGAGGUGCACGCUGAAAACUGUUUCGGGACGCUGACUGAGAGCCAGAAAUGUACUGGUUCAGUGUGCAUGCUUGCCGUUUUCUGGCAACGUGGAGGCUUCACCGGAAACAGACCCGAGUUAACAUCCGCUUAUGUUUAUUUUCUUGUGCUUUGCUGGCUGCCGCUGCUUCUUUUACGCCGUUUUGCGUGGUUAGAAUGAUUGUAACAAAGCACUUGAUCUCUUGUUGCCCUCUCUUGCAUGCUAGGUAGGAUUAGGCUGGCUGGAACUACCCGUGUAGGAUAACGCCGGUGCACUCCGCAUGUGUUGGCUGUCGGCGCUCUAUGAGGCCCUCCUGGACAUUUCUCUCAAUACCUUUGAAACGAGGGAAGUUCUUGCACCUGUUUGUGCUUUCUUCUCCUCUUUUCUGUACACGUAUGUUUGUAUUUUUUGUUUUUUUUUGUGCUUUAUAGGUUGUAUUCACAUGACGUCACCACAAUGCUGUGAGCAGCGCUAGAAACUAUGGUGAUGCCGUCCUUCGGGCGGUCCGCCAUAAUCCUGGCCACUGUAUGGCGUCUGUGCCGUAGUGUCCCACAAUGUGUGUUUUGCUUUAUCUGGGAUUUGACAGGUGCUCCCCUUUUAGGACAGGAAUCGUUGCUGUUUACUGGCAACUACCGCAGGAUAAGCCUCAACGAACGCGGUCGAAGACGCUGCGAAGUGAUGGGCGAUACGCCUUUAAUCAGUAUGAGCGCAAUGCACAAAAGCUUGGACGAGACGGCAAGGGAGCACUACGUGGAAAAAUUCAAGCUUUGCGGUGGUGUUGAACCACUGUUCCUAGGCAUGGGCGAGUUGCACUUCGACAUCGAGCGUGAGCCGACGGUGAAAAUUUCCCGCAUCAAGGAUUCUUUAGGGUUGCUUUCGUAGCCUCCCGAAGACUUCGUGCCCAGUUGGGGCUUGUGUCGUCCACUAAAUAGGAUGGCUUUCCUGCAAGUGAGUAAUACAAGUGUAAUUACAGAUCUUGUAGUACGCCAACGCCACCUCUUGAAGUGAGAAGCAGUCACCGAGGCAAAUCUCGGAGCGAACGUUUUACAGGAGAGACGUCGCAAGUGAAGCGAAAAAAUGCAACUGUGCCAGUGCACGCUGACAUUAUGUAUUAGUGUCGUUUACAACAAUAAAAAUGUGGCUACGCAAGCGUAAACACCCAGCCAACCAGAAAUUUAACUGCCCUUCUCCAAGCGGCGUGGUGACGGGACAACAAACACGGACGCUCUGAAGCAUAAAAUGCGUCAAGUGUAACAUUUGGAACCAAAAUUGGUACUCACCAGCAAUAAAAUGAGCGCUGCACACUUUGUAGUUAGUCCAACUUUUGUUGAUGCGAGAGCGAACAAUGCGGCGAACCACUCGGUACAAUCCCUUUCCAACAAUUCUUGCAUUGGUUGUAGAUGGCUGAACGAAGUCCAUAAAAAUUGACGCUGUUCUUUCGCCGUGACCUAUUGCUACGUCAAUAGACAGCGCAAUUUACCAUGAUUUCAGAGACUGCAACAGAACAUGGUCAGCUGCUGCGCGAACUGAGGCACAGAACAUCCACACGCACCGAAAGAGCUUCACGAAGUGGCCAGGAUCAUGGCUGACGGAAGCGGAAGCAGCUCACGCCCUUCCCAUCAGCCCGCGCGCCAGUGUGGGCGUGUCCUCAGUGAAUACAACCUACACCAUGAACCAGUACCAGCUGGCCCAACUUACCAUGCUUUUGAAGUUUUUGCAGUCAAAAUAAUAAUCUUGGACAAAAAGAAAGCGUAAAAUUGCUUUCAGGCGCUAUCUGUUUACCGAAUAUGUACAGUGAACGCACGUUGCAUGCGUGCGGUCGCCGCGAUGGGGUAUCCCCAGACAAACUUUUGCGUCAAAGGCAGGAAAUCCCGGAGGGCGACGCUAUGUGACUGUUACAGUGCUUUGUCUUUAUAUGAUGCAUACCAGAAUGAAGUAUCAAUUAAGCGAUCGCGGGGCCGCAGCAUAUAUGAGCAUUUAUAACUGUAUAUGUACACAAGUAACCGUUGUUGCGUGGUCGCUGUCAAAGCUUUUCGAAUGUAAUUCCUUAGAAAUUUAAGCAAAUUGGUGCCUACGGCGACUCGUGCGGGCUGUCAGCAAGAUAUUUUUGUUUUUCUUGUAAGUUUUUGGGCGUUAUCAUUAUUACUCUAAUUGCGUCGCACUACACAUUUAUCGGUCUCCUCAGCGGGCAAUUUCCCGCUGCUUCUUUUUUAUUUUACAUGCUGUACGAACAUUGGUUGGGGCUAAGACAAACAUGAGCAUAUGAACCUUGUAUUUUUUAUUGCAGUAGCGAUUAUAUGGACACUCUCGGCUGAUUUUUGCCAUCGCCGUCAUGCCCUGGAUAUGUAUAUGUAUAUAUAUAUAAAUAAAAGCCACAAAUAAAAAUAAUUCAGAAGAAAAAAAUU
Molecule: messenger RNA, 3539 nt
Organism: Rhipicephalus sanguineus (brown dog tick)
Lineage: Eukaryota; Metazoa; Arthropoda; Arachnida; Ixodida; Ixodidae
Gene: CIA30
Product: complex I intermediate-associated protein 30, mitochondrial
Exons: 2
Coding region: 199-1077 (292 amino acids)
Biological process (GO): mitochondrial respiratory chain complex I assembly; mitochondrial electron transport, NADH to ubiquinone
Cellular component (GO): mitochondrion
Source: RefSeq, a predicted model, not a curated record